ACACUAACACACACACAUGUCUCUGUUAUCUGGGACUUUGCUGCCAGUCAGGAAUGUAGGUCUUAGUUUAGUGGAGCAAGCAGCAACAGGUCCACCUCCUGAAUGGGAGUUUUUGUGGAGGACACUGCGCUGGUACCUUUUAGACAAAGAGCUGAGAUCAAGACAAAGAGAUAAUCUGUGUUUCAUGGAGAGAAGCGGCAUUGAAGGAAAACUGUGUUGAGUUCACUCUGCAGUCUUAAAGGUGUCCUGGUCAAUCAAGUUCACACUGAUAGGAUUGAGUCAGUAGCCAGGAGCAGCUCUUUGCCAUGGAGGCUAUGCAUGUGCUGGACAACUGGAGGAAGGAUCUUCAUGUGUCGCAGGGAGCCGGGGACAGCUCAGUGGACAUGGACCGCCUGAACAGGAACAUGCCUGAGUUUGGACGGCAAACCCACCAGGUGUUACAGAGCACUCCGUUGGACCUGAUUGAGACCGGAAAGGGCCUGAAGUUCCAGGCAGAGCGCCCCCACCUGGUCAGCCUGGGUAGUGGACGACUGAGUACAGCCAUCACCCUGCUGCCCCUGCCUGAGGGCCGGACCACACUGGGCCAUGGUAACAUGGACAUCAACAUCCAGGGCCCCGGAGUGGCUGCCCAGCACUGCUACAUAGAGAACAGGUCGGGGGUCAUCACGCUGCACCCCUGUGGGAACCUCUGCGCCAUUGACGGGCUCCAGGUCACACAGCCCGUCCGCCUGUCACAAGGCUGUAUGCUGUGUUUUGGCCAAUCAGCCUUCUUCCGCUUCAACCACCCUGAAGAAGCCUUCAGGAUGAAGAGCAUGGUGCCCCAGGGAGGAAGCAUCUCCUCCGGGGACUACAGACUAUGUCCAGACACGGAGAGCUUCGUCAAUGGGAAUCACCGGGCCAGUCCAGCCCAGUCUCCCCCAGCUCCUGGAGAGAGAGUCCAGUCUGAGCACAGUGCGAUCGUCAGCUCUAUCGAGAAGGACCUCCAGGAUAUCAUGGACUCCCUAGUCAUGGAUGACCCCCAGCCUUCUUCCUCGGAGGGCAAAAGGCCUCCUGGAGGCCAGCCCAUUACCCACUCCCCCCUGUCGCCCAUGGUCAAUGGAGGGGGCCGGUUUCUGCUGUCCCCUCCUACCAGCCCCGGGGCUAUGUCCGUGGGGUCCAGCUAUGAGAACACAUCCCCUCCCUUCUCUCCCUUGUCCUCCCCCUCAGCGGCCAGUAGUGGGAGCUUCACAAGCCCGUCUCCUAGUGGAGGACCCCAGGACCAGAGUUCUUCUCUGCCGCCAGUGCCUGUACGCUCCUCUAGCUACAACUUCACCGCCCAGCCUCCGCCUGUACCCCAGCCACGGACCAUACUGCCUAACUUCAGCAGCGCUGGGGCGGGCCAGAAGGUUCUGGAAAGCCCUAGGCUGCAAAGGAAGGUCUUAACAGAGGCUCCGCCAAGCCCAAAGCCAAGCCGUAGAGGACUCGGCCAAGAUGGUUCUGAGAGCCCCCGACAGACUCUUCUGUCCUCUAAUGAAUCUCUCAGUAGUAGAAACAUUGUGCCAAGUAGCCCCAGACUCACUCCCAAAUUCCCUACCUGUCCAUCCCCGUCUCCCUCCAGUCCCAGGACCAAGACGACCACAGUGCUCCAGGAAAGGCCUGCUAGCCCUUUCAGAGAGCAGACCAGUCUAGCUGAUUUCCUAGCCUCCAGCCCCUCCAGGCAGCUUUCCCAACCCACCAAAGCCUUCCAGCCUCCCCUGGACCCCAUCGUCCACAUUAUCCAAGGGUCGCCGCUCCAGCAGCAUCCACGUUCGCUGCAGCCCCCUGAAAGCCCUCGCAUGGCCAGGAGAAACAUGGAGCUGAACGGCGGCAGUGGAGGGAGCAGCAGUAUGAGAGAGCUGCCACCUCUUAGCCCCUCCAUGGCUCGGAGAGGGGUGCCGGUACUCCCAGGGGCGCUCCCAGGGACAAUCCCCACCUUGAGGACUCCAGAGAGCCCCUCAAGUCUGGGCAAGCAUAUCCCAGAGAGUCCCAGGCUCCGGCGCAGGGCCGGAUCUACAUCCGAGGAGCCGAGCUGCAGCAGGGGAAUCCGAGCCCGCAGUCCGUCGCCUACCUCUAUGAUGAUGGAGGGUGGCGGCGGUACGGGAGCACGGAAGGCGAGCUUUGGGAAUUCCCUGUCGCCUGCUUACAGUCUGGGCUCCCUGCCGGGCUCGUCCCCCGUAGCCAGUCCUAGGACCCAUAGGAAGAUGUCCGCAGGGAGACCCCACCCUGGGAUGAGAGAGCGAAAGAACAGCAUCACAGAGAUCAGCGACAACGAGGACGAGCUGCUGGAGUACCACCGACGACAGAGAGAGGAGAGGCUUCGAGAGCAGGAAAUGGAGAGACUGGAGCGACAGCGACUAGAGACCAUCCUAAACCUCUGUGCUGAAUACAACAAAGGAGAUAGCCCCGGCCUGGACCCCCUGGGCUCAGGGAGGAUGGGUUUCCCAGAUGGCUCGGGGCGGGGGCCGUCCAUGGAGAACGUCCUAGGAGGGACGGCGUCCUCGGCCGCGCUGCGCCUGCUGCAGAGACAGAGAGAGAGCGACGAGGAGAACCUGAAGGAGGAGUGUAGUAGCACAGAGAGCACUCAUCAGGAGGUGAGGACGUCUCCUGCUCUCAGCACAGCAUCAGCGCUGCACAAUGGAGACAAACAGCAUGAGGACUCAUCCAGUUCGGGCAGCGCAGGGCGUCUGGAGCUGGGUUACCUGGAAGACGAGCGGGUUCGCGUUCUCUCACGGAUCGAUGAGCUCAAAAGUCGGCUGACGGAGCUGGAGCAACAACUCCAGGAGUCCAAACAAGAGGCGGAGAUGGAGCGUGCCUUGCUGCAGGGCGAGAGGCAGGCGGAGUUCGACCAGAUAGAGGCUGAAACGGACAUCAUCAAUCAGCUGCAGCACAAGCUGGACGAGCUGGAGAACGCCAUCCAGAGGGAGAAAGACAAGGAGAGGGCUAAUGUUGAGGCCGAGCGCCGGGCCCUGCAGAGCCUCCAGGAGGGCUACGCUGAGUUGGAGAACCAGCUUCAUAACUGUCCCGAGUCCCUGCGGGAACAGUUGCAAGAACAGCUCAAAAGGGACGGAGAAGCGUUGGAAACAGGAACAAAAAAGUUUGAGGACUUGGAGUUUCAGCAGCUGGAGAGAGAAAGCAGCCUGGAGGAGGAAAGAGAAACCAUCAGCCAGCAGCUGCUCCAGGAGAGAGCAGAGUACCACGGCAGCGUGGCCAAGAGGAAGGAAAAGGUGUCUGUUCUGGAGAACCAGGCCCACCAGCUCAGCCUGCAGGCAUCUCAGGAGUGCGAGCGACUGGCCAAAGACCGGACCUUCACACUGCAAAUGCUCCAUAAGGAGAAGGAGAGGCUGUCGGCCCUGGAGAAGAGAUACCACUGCCUGACGGGUGGAAAGAGCUUCCCCAAGUCCUCCACUGCAAUGAGAGAGGACGCGCUCCAUAUCAGCGAGGCUGACCUGUUGUUGGAGGAUGUCUACUCCUCCCAGCAUUCCCUCUGUCGAGCCUCUCCUUCCUACUUACAUCCCUCCCCUCUCUGUCAGUUGUACCCCAGCAGCCCUACAGAGGAGUAUGUGACAGUGGGCCAGUUAAAUCAGAUGUAUGGGAUGCCAAAGGUGGAGUCGUCCCCUACUUCCCCGCUUCGCCAGCCCCUGCAGUCUGGAGCUGUAGACCCCGCCUUCUCCUGCCACCCCUCUCCUCACGGCUCCUCCCUCUCUCUCUCUGUGGAGUACCAGUGUGAGGCCGGUAUGCCUCACCUUCCCAAGCUAGAUUUAGAGCAGUGGUACCAGGAGCUGAUGUCUGGCUCCGGCCAGCUCUGUCCUCCCCCUCUGCCGGCCAAGUCACUGUCGGGCCGCAGGCAUGUGCUGCAGGUGUUCCGCUCUAAGCUGGACAGUGAUCCAGGCCUGUGUCUUCAUCAACCCAAAUCAGGCUCUGCAUCCCCUCUGCAGCACGGAGCAGCAACGCUGGGACGCAACGCAAGCUCAAAGAGCCCCCUGCUGGUGGCCAACAACACUGGCAGUCUGCCCAGGAACCUGGCUGCCACCAUGCAGGACAUUGAGAUCAAGAGACAGCUCGCUCUGCAGCAGAAAGAGUCCCAGACCUCCAGACAGAUCAUCGUAGAGGGAAGCUCAGCAGGUCAUCAGGUGAUCGAAGAGCAGCGGCGCCGUCUGGCCGAGCUCAAACAGAGAGCGGCGGUGGAGGCUCAGUGUCAGUGGGAGGCGCUCCACGGCUCCCAGUCCCACCUCAUGACUUCGUCCUCCCCGUCGCCCUCCUACUCCCCGAUCAUGUCCUACGGCCACAGCUCUGUAGGCCCCCCGCCUCUGGUUCAUCACUCCAUCCUGCACCACCAGCCCCCGUCAGCCGGGGAGCAGCCCUACGACACCCUGAGCCUGGAAAGCUCCGACAGCAUGGACACCAGCGUGUCCACGGGGAACAACUCGGCCUGCUCGCCGGAUAACAUGUCCAGUGUCGGAGGAGUGGACGCGCUGAAGAUCGAGGAGAUGGAGAAGAUGCUGAAGGAGGCGCAGCUGGAGAAAGCAAGACUCAUUGAAUCGCGGGAGCGAGAGAGCAUGGCUCGCCGUCAGAUGCUGGAGGAGGAGAGGAGGAGGAGGGAGGAGGCGGAGAAAAGACUGCAGGAUGAAACUUUCCACCGGCAGCAGCUCGUGGAGAAGGAGGUCAAGAUGAGGUCCAAGAACUUCUCUCAGGCCCGUCCUAUGACUCGCUACCUGCCCAUUCGGAAGGAGGAGUUCGACCUGCGCUCCCACGUGGAGUCGUCGGGCCACAGCGUGGACACCUGCUACCACGUCAUCCUCACAGAGAAGAUGUGUAAGGGCUACCUGGUGAAGAUGGGGGGCAAGAUCAAGUCCUGGAAGAAGCGCUGGUUCGUCUUCGACCGCCUCAAAAGGACCUUCUCCUACUAUGUUGACAAACAUGAGACCAAGCUGAAGGGUGUGAUCUACUUCCAGGCAAUAGAAGAGGUCUAUUAUGAUCACCUCCGCAGUGCCACAAAGAGCCCGAACCCUUCCCUGACCUUCUGCGUAAAGACCCACGACCGGCUCUACUACAUGGUGGCGCCCGCGGCAGAGGCCAUGAGGAUCUGGAUGGAUGUGAUCGUCACAGGAGCAGAGGGAUACACACAGUUCAUGAACUGAGAGACACACACGCAGCAACAGAAGAGCGCAGGUGACGAGCAGAUAGUUUCGGCAGGGACUCUCCCAUCACAGACUCUACAGGCCCUUCCUGUUUCCAGUCCACAGCGGACACAACGCCUUGUUUGUUACUUUUCAUUUUUAAUCUCACACUUUUGAUUUUACUAUGUAGAUGUUUUCACCUCCACAUUUUCUACGUGAUUCAGUUUGGAUUGAAAAAGGGAGCCCUUGGAGGACACACACACACACACACCAACACACACACAUCUGUAUAUAAACCAAAAUGUCAAAGACUUUUAAAAAGCCUUUCUAUAUUGCCAAAUGGAGAUCUUGUAGUCACUGUUUGUUGAACCUUUUGUAUUAUUUGUUUCCUUUCUUUCUUUCUUUUUUUACUUCUAGAGAAAAUUGCCAAAUGACAUAAUGCCAAUGUUUUGUUUGAGUGUUCCAUCAUGAUUAUAUGCUCAGUUUAGACAGAAAGAGUUUAAAAAGAAUUUUCAAUCAAAAGGUUUAAUCAAUUUAGAAAUAUAUUUGAAAGAAUCUUAUUCAAAAAUGGAUGAAUGAGAUAUGAGGAAAAACAGAUAUCAGUCAACAGGGACUGGAGAUGAUCCAAGAGUCCAGCACACUUGGUCCGUAACAGUGAAACAUAGUAAAACAUUGCAUCCUCUAAGUCCACUAAGUCACUUCACCUCAGUGCUGCUCUUGGACUUCAGAACACUAAAUCAAGUGCAGCUUCUACAGCAACAUUAAGGUACCCUGAUCUACAUCCCAGUCACUUCACAUAGGCUUACCAAAGUAAUUGGAGGUAUUUCGUUAAGACUUUGACCUACUACAGCUCAGGGUUGGUCCGACCAAUACAGGGUUUGAAAAGCCGGUACUGAUAUUAGUAUUGAAGCUGCUGAUAAACAUUUUUUUUUGCGGUAUUUAGUAUAUUCAAAUAUUACGGAAAAAAACUCCACUAACCUCAGAAUAAUUAAAUACUUUAAAGGAUUGGCUCAUUAGUUUGACUUUAAAGGAAAUCAGCUCAUUCGCGUCCAACUGUGUGCUAAAUAUGAAGCUAGAGCCAGGAGACCGUUAGCUUAGCUUAGCAUAAAGACCAUACCAGCACCUCUUGAAUGAGAAUGUUAGAUCUCAUUUUUAGAUCUCAUUUGUUUAAACAAACAAACAAAAUGUAAAAAUGAAAAGUUGUGGCUUCGCAGGGAGUUGCUUGCUGGAAGUAAUAAUAAUAAUAGAUUAAACUUAUAUAGCGCUUUUUAGGAUCUCAAAGACACUUUACACAUUCGGGGGGGAAAAGUACUUCUCGGUUGGGCCAGUGAUUUUUUUACCACUGCUUCCAGUCUUUAUGCUAAGCUAAGCUAACAGUCUCCUGGCUCUAGCUUCAUUCUCUCUGCUCUAGGUGCGUUAUUGCCAAGAGUUAGAUGAGAUUGAGACCACUCUCCUAUCCGUAUGCUAAAUAUAAAGCUGCAGCUGGUUGGCUUAGCUUAGCAUAAAGACUGGGAGACAGCUAGCCUGGCUAUGUUCUAAAACUCACUAAGUAACAUGAUGUAUCUUUGCUUGUUUUAAUUGUUAGGUACCUUUUGACAGAGCCAGGCUAGCCUCUUCAACCUGCUUCCAGUCAUUAUGCUAAGCUAAGCUAAUUGACUCCUGGCCUUAGCUUCAUAUUUAGCAAACAGGAAGAAACCAGUUAAGCAUGUUUUCCCCCAAAACUUUAAAAAGGAAAAGUCUGGUAUUUUGAGUAAUAUGGUGGGAUGGUUUCCACCUGCUUCCAGUCAAAUUUGUAACAAUUUGUUUUGCAGUGGUCAAUCCAUCACAUCAGUUGGAUGAUGCCCAUCGAAUGAUAUCCAACAUUCAGAAGUCGACUCCCAAAAAAGUCCCGUAUAAUGGUCGAACCAUAGCUGCCACAUUCUCAGUGUACUUGUGAAUAUGUUGAACAUAUCUCACUGUGUCUGUAUGAUGCCGCCACGUUGCCAACUCAAGGUGCAAAACUGCGUAUCCAUGUGUGCACACGUAUUUAAACGGAAAUCUAUUUGCCAAGUAGCCUUUAGCUAACUUGAUGAUGCGACUACACAGCUGGGAAAGCUGCCAUCGUCACUGCCAGCCUAAAGCAGCGACCGCUAGUAGAGUGCGCUACGGAGACCACACCAACACAGGACCAUCAACAAUAUACGGACUAAUGCAACUCUGAACUGUGCCUUGACUAUGUGUUGUUAUUGAUGCCGUGUCUGUGAGUCCAGCACAGCCUCGCUGGAAGGCUACAAUCGUAUGAAUGCAUUUUACUUCAUCUGAGCUGUAAUAAUGCCGUAUGUGGACAGUGUUCUACUCCACUAUGGGGACGUCUGCCUGUAGCAUCAUUAUAGGCAGAGAUACCGAAGGCCCUGAGCACAGUGGGGAUCAGCUCGUUCACGGUCAUUAUUUAAACUCCGAAUAUACAAAAUACGAAGUAGUUAACUUUUCACAUCUUAGUUUGCAAAUUUUUUAUAUGCAGACGACUCUCCACUGUCAGUUCAGAUUAUAUCACACAAAGCAUUUUCACAAUUACAGGUAAUAUGGGACUAAAUACCCUCUGGAAAUUUGGUUAGAAAAUCAAUAAUAUAUUUUAUUAUAUAUUAGUAAUUAUUGAUUUUAGUUGUUUACCUUAUUACUGACAAAAAUCAGUUCACUCAACUUUUAAUUCACUACAACAUCAGUGAUAAAAGUCACACAAAAACCUGGACUCCCUGCUGUGAAUCCCCACUGUGAGCGGAGGCCUGCAUGCAUGAGGGUGGAUAGAGAAAUCUUCAGCUUUAACAGACUGUAACUGACCGGGCUCGCCCGGUUGUCUUUGUCGUCAAGUGUUGAUCAUCACAUUGUGAGUCUAUUGAUCGGCCGUGAACAUGGCGGUUUGUAGUUUAACCGACGUCGGAUGCCGUCGUCUUGUUUUGUAGAAACAGAGGACGAACUCCGUCGUGACGUUCGGAGCAUGUGGAACUGUUGUUUAGUUUCAUGUGUCGGUACAGUAAUGAUAAUUUAUGGUUGUGGUGCCUGAGAUAGUGACACGUUUACUUCUAAAAAAAAAAAAAA
Messenger RNA from Sebastes umbrosus (honeycomb rockfish), 8210 nucleotides. It is a transcript of the gene phldb1b, whose product is annotated as pleckstrin homology-like domain, family B, member 1b. Gene Ontology annotation, cellular component: basal cortex. The transcript is spliced from 25 exons. Gene Ontology annotation, biological process: regulation of microtubule cytoskeleton organization. Gene Ontology annotation, molecular function: protein binding. The coding region runs from base 306 to 5156 and encodes 1616 amino acids. Lineage: Eukaryota; Metazoa; Chordata; Actinopteri; Perciformes; Sebastidae. The record is from RefSeq and is a predicted model, not a curated record.